Messenger RNA from Triplophysa dalaica, 3199 nucleotides. RefSeq names its product probable serine/threonine-protein kinase kinX. The record is from RefSeq and is a predicted model, not a curated record. Bases 1318 to 3180 code for a protein of 620 amino acids. NCBI's taxonomy places the organism in Eukaryota, Metazoa, Chordata, Actinopteri, Cypriniformes, Nemacheilidae. The transcript is spliced from 2 exons.
CCGCUGAGCGCCCUCUUCUGUCAGAUCGGAUGCAGUGCAGUAAUAGACAUGGACGCCGCAUAUGUGUCAGUAGAGCCGCCAUAUUGGACCGGUCAAGUGAGUGAACUGUAGAUAUGCUACUUCUAGAGAUAAAUUGGGCCCCGUAUAGACAGCGAGUGAAAACCGUUUUUACGCUGUUCUCUGAAUAUAUUAAAUACACAUGAACAUAUGUUACAUUACACGGCUCCACAGUGUUUACUGUCACAUAUGACAAUAACUAAUUUUCCGUCUUACUUUCGAGAUUAUAGGUUCAAACCAAAUGUUGAUGUACUCCACGUAAGUCAUUGAAAUCAGUUGAGUAAUGCGAAAUAGUUUUUAGUCUCGUUCACUUAUAUGUGUUAAUGAUGCAGUUUUGCCUUGUCCAAUAUGGCGGCGCCAAUGCUGUGUCCGUGUGUAUGAGAGCUACGUGUCAGAGCUCAUGCAGUCUUUGAAUUACAAUGAACUCGUAUAAGAUCUGGACAUAAGAGCCACAAUUACAGAUGUGUUUCAUUUGCAUUUAGAUAAAACUUAAAUUCUAUUUAAAAAAAGAAAGAUGCAACAAAGUUGGACACUUUCUGUAUGUGAGGAUUUGUGGAACAUGCAUGCAUGUGUUCCUGAAGAAAAGAGACUUCAUAAAGUGACAAAUGUUCUGGGUCAAUUUAUCAGCAGGUGCCCUUGAUAUAUUUAUUUUUUCUUUAAUAAUUGUGCAAAAAUCCGUUUGAGACUAUUUAUAAUAUUUUCUAUUGACAUAUAUGAUUUGUGUAUAUUUUCACGUGUUUCACAAUUAAUAGCUUUGAAAAAAAAACAGUAAAGAAAUGAGCUUUGCAGGAUAUAGACAACCUUUUGGCAUAAAGACAUAACUAAAAAACAGAAAAAAAACGUAUAAAACACUGAAGAAGAAAAAUUGAUAUAAAAACGAUAAUAAAACACUUCUUUUUUAAAAGUCACAAGAUGUUGAUUUUACACCACUAACUAUAAAUCAAACAAGUAAAUAGGAGGCUUGAAAUACGUGCCCUGCCCUAUAAACCGAUCAUCUUGAGUUGACCAGUUUCCCGUCGAAGGGGAUUUGAGAGGGCAGGCGAGUCAUGUGGGGAUCAGAAUCUAAAAUGUACCAUAAUCCUCUGAAGGAAAGAAGGAGGGAGAGAUAGCCCUGGGGAGCUCAGUGCACCAAAGUGACCAAACAACCAGGAGCUUCAGUCAGCUGGUUAUACAGAGAGACCUUGCUGUAUAGUCCCUGAACUCUAAACAUCUCAGACGUGUUGUGUUACGGCUCAGACCAAGAGUGAUUCCAGUGUCAACAUGGAGAUUACUAACGGCUCUGUUGUCCACUGUCCUGUAGGCUCGUGUUUGGAGAUGGAUGAUCAGAGGACUGCCGAGGAAGAGGAGGUUGAACUAGCUGAGGAGGUGGAUGAGAACAUUCAUAUUGUGAAUGAGGAUGGUGUGGAAGACAAUGUAAUGACCUCAAAUGCUCAUCAAGCGGAACAGCAAUAUGAUCUGAUGGAUGACACACAGGAGGAAACAAAACCUGGGCCAGAAAGAGAGGUUACCCAAAAUGAAUCGCCCCUAGAGAUAAAAGCAGAGAUAGAAGUGGAUGAGGACAGAAUCACAGAACCAGCAGAGCCUGAACUAGAAAUGGAAGUUAAAUCAUCAACAACAGCAGAAUCACAACCUCUUGUAGAAGAAGAGCUUGUGGAAGAUUUUAAAGAAGUGAUGGAGGAUCAACGCGAGCAUGUGUGGGAGGAUGAGACAGCGGAGAGCAUCCAUGUGCAGACUGUGAGCGCAGGACCGGAGGUACGAGAGGUCACUUUCAACCUCAUUUCCGAUGAACAACAAUUUGCGAAUUCAGUGUUUAGUGAUGAUGAAACACAACAGAUUGAAACUGAGCCAAUAGAGCAACUUAAAGAAGUGGAGGAUGUCAAUGAAGUGAGUUCAUAUGAAGUUGAAGAACCACCUGCGUUGAGCAACGAUGAUGAAGGUGAGAUAUUCAAAGAGGAACCCGUUUCAGUCGACAAAGAGCGUUGGAUUGUUUCCACUAUUGAAGAAGAAUCAAAAGAGGAUCUGCAGCGCUUCAGUGAAGAGACAGAUGAUAUGCGAUGUGAAAGAAUGACUGUGAAUGUAGAGGCAAUACACAACAAUGACUUGGAGAUCCCGAACGAUGAAGGAAGUGAGAUUGAUUUUAUUACAGCAGAGGCACCACCUGAAGUCCUCACCGAUCAGAUUGGUGGGAGCGAAGACCAGAAGCUUCAGAAUUCAGAUCAUUUGGUAUCCGAAAAGGGAGUUGUUGCUGUCACUCUAGAAGAAUAUGGAUUUUUUGAGCAGGUGGCUGAGAACAUUUCAACGAUGGGCGAAGUUGAGACCGAGCAAUAUAGAGAUGAAACCUCUCAUACACACUCAGCUCCUGAAGAGACGAUAAAAGACAAAGAAGCUGAUGAAGAGCGCACUGAAAGAAGUCAUCAUGUGAUAGAACCAAAAGAAGAAGUGAAGAUUAUAGAAGAGUCGGGAGGGAGUGAACAUCCUGAACAGCCACAGGAAAGCAGAACCGCAGAUGCACUUGAGGAUGUACUGGAGGUGGUGUGCGGAAAACCGGAACAGCCAGACGAUGUUAACAGCGACAAACAGGAGGUUGUUGAAGAAGCGAAUUUAGCAACGGAACAACCCAAGCAUGUCAACGAAGAAGUGUUGACAUCUACAGAGGAGGGGGCAGGACAAGGAAAUGAAGAGCCAAGAGGUGUUAUCCAAGAUGAACCCAAGAAGAAAGCGAGAGAGGGGGAUCGAAAGGUGACAAUACCUGCCUGGUUAAAGGCCAGCGAGAUCUUUGAUUUCCAGGAGCCACCGAGACCCCUCAACGGUCACCGGAGAGACAACAUUGGUCAAAGGGAAGGUGAGGCCAAAGGUCAAGAGGUCACCGUGGAGAAUGGGAUAUCAGCCUCUCUAGUUCAACAAGAAGAGGAGAAGAUGGUGAAUAAGAUUAGGAUGACCGCUCAACAGAUGGAUGAAGAUGUCUGCGAUGCUGAUCCUGAUGAUGUGAAAGUGUCCCUCUAUGUGAAGGUGAGCAGACCUCACAUCAUCAUUCUCACCACCUCCAGACUCCAGAAAUAUAGCAACGGUAAUAAAUCUAUUCAAACAAAUACAUACCAUUACAAAAUGAACAAACCAGUUUGACGUCACAUGCUGGUGCUGC